UAGUCGCUUCUAGCUCACACCACCUUGGCAUCAAAUUUCAACCAGUGGUCGGUGGAUCGCGAACGCAAUGCACGCGAGCGGCUAACAAUCGCUUGCAGAACCGUCAUUGGGAUCAGACGACGGGCCUCUUCCACUUUCGAGUCGACUCAAAAGCAGACGACGGGCAUGUGCCAGCUCGAAACCGAUUGCUGCAUGCGAGCGGCUCUAGUGUCGACUUUUGAGCCGCCCCAAAUCAGUCCGUAGAAAGAGUGUUUAGAACAUACCAAGAGCUUACCAAUCCCUGAAGACCUUUUCGCGUGGCUUACUUGCUCUGAAGUGUUUUUACUCUAGUGGCUCAUAGUCCUCGUGCCACUAUGUCCCGGCUAUUCAAGAAAGAGCAGAUCUCGGCGUAUCGCGACCGUCGAUUCCGCGGCACGCAGGAGGAGUUCGAGCAGGCGCUCCGGAUGUCUACCACGGUUUACGUGGGUAACUUGUCGUUUUACACCACGGAGGAGCAGAUCUACGAGGUUUUCUCCAAGGCGGGCGAGAUCCGACGCAUUGUAAUGGGACUCGAUAAGAACACAAUGACGCCCUGCGGCUUCUGCUUCGUUGCGUAUUACGUGAGGGAGGACGCGGAGGAUGCUGUGAAGUACGUGAGCGGGACCAUAGUGGACGACCGGCCAAUCAGAGUGGACUUCGACUGGGGCUUCGAGGACGGGCGGCAGUGGGGGCGAGGGAGGAGCGGAGGGCAAGUGCGGGAUGAAUACCGCACCGACUAUGACCCAGAUAUGUGGCUCCCUCACCUUUUAUAUAGGGUUGUAGGUACCCCAUCCAGGUAAGACGGACCUUGCAAUUCAGAG
This is a messenger RNA of Closterium sp. NIES-67, 839 nucleotides long. NCBI's taxonomy places the organism in Eukaryota, Viridiplantae, Streptophyta, Zygnematophyceae, Desmidiales, Closteriaceae. The record is from the annotation of a GenBank genome assembly.